CGCUCCUUCGCAAGGGAUGCUGGGGAUUGUAGUUUUUCAUGCUUCUGUGCAUUUGUUCCUCUCCUGGCCGACACGUCGGGACCGCACGGAGCAGCAGAUCAGGUCAGAAGCCCGGACGUGUUAGAAAGACCCGGAACCCAGACUUCUCUCCUGUCCAGAUGGGUUUACAUGAACACAGGGCCAUACUUGGGACAUCACACAAAAGACUAAACUUUGGAUACCCUGUAUUUUGGAAAUCUUAAACCUGCAAUACCUGGAAACUGAAAUAAAGAAAUUAAAUAUUUUUUUUUACUUUCUGGAGAAGAAAAAAAAAAAAAAGGAAGGGGGAAAAAAUAGGGUAUCUUGGAACAUUCAAAAUGACUUCAGAGCUAGAGAGCAGUCUCACUUCUAUGGACUGGCUCCCAAAGAUCACAGUGAGAUCGGCCAUUCAAAGUUCUGAUUGCAGCCAACAUGGCCAUGGAACAGGUAUCCCAAAGAAGAAUUCGGUGCUCGACCCAAACACAACACUGGACCAGGAAGAAGUACAGCAGCACAAAGAUGGGAAACCUCCAUAUAGCUACGCCAGCCUCAUUACAUUUGCAAUCAAUAGUUCGCCAAAAAAGAAAAUGACUCUAAGUGAGAUUUACCAGUGGAUCUGUGAUAAUUUUCCAUACUACAAGGAGGCUGGAAGUGGUUGGAAGAAUUCUAUACGACACAACCUGUCCCUGAAUAAGUGCUUUCUGAAAGUGCCUCGAUCCAAGGACGACCCUGGAAAGGGGUCAUAUUGGGCAAUAGACACAAAUCCAAAGGAGGAUGCAGCACAAGCACGGCCAAGGAAAAGGCCGCGAUCAGAAGAGCGAGCCUCAACCCCAUACAGCAUAGAUUCAGAUUCCCUUGGAAUGGAUUGUAUUAUCCCUGGAAGUGCCUCUCCGAACCUGGCUAUCAACACUGUGACUAAUAAAGUAACCUUAUACAACACAGAUCAGGAUGGCAAUGAUAGUCCUCGAAGUAGCCUUAACAACAGUCUUUCUGAUCAGAGUGUGUCCUCCUUAAACUUGAAUAAUGUGGGCAGUGUACAUAGCUAUACAUCCGUAACAAGCCACCCCGAGCCAUCUGCUCAAACAUUAACACAACAAUCACCCUAUAGUGCACCGGAAAGAGACAAGCUCUACCCUGAAUACAGUUUUGAAGAUCUCAGUGAUUCAUUUAGAAGCCUGUAUAAGUCUGUUUUUGAACACUCUGUAAGCCAAGGCUUGAUGAACCUGACUUCAGAGUCCUCCCAGCAGACACAUUCUCCUUGCUCCUAUCAGCACUCCCCUAGCAGCACAAUGAGUUCUCAACAGCACGGUAGCCAAAAUAACCUAACAAAUAGCCAUGCAAGCAGCAUUGGCACAAGUGUAGGCGACUCCAUGGGGCAGGUUCACUUAUCUCACACUCAGCUACACACGCAACAGUCACAACAUUCACCACACAUACACCACAAUGUUAUACAUCACCAGCAUCCUCAGCAGUGUACUCAGCACACAUCUCACUGUCAUCAACAAAGUCCUCAUCAGCCUCAACAUCCUCAGCAGCGUGCCCAGCAUCCUGCACAACAUCAGCAUAUACAGCACCAUCCGAACCAUCAGCAUCAACCUCUAACACAUCAGACAUCUCUAGCGCAGCAACAAAUACCCAGCAGCAAUGAAUGGAGCUCCACUUUAGAUAUGCUAAAGGAAAGCUGCCGUAUCGCUAGCAGUGCCAACUGGUCUGAUGUGGACCUCUCUCAGUUCCAAGGCUUAAUGGAAAGUAUGAGACAAGCAGAUCUGAAGAACUGGUCCCUAGAUCAAGUUCAGUUUGCAGACUUGUGCUCUUCUCUCAAUAAAUUCUUUACCCAGACUGGCUUCAUCCAUUCACAGAGCAAUGUGCCAUCCCCAGUUUGCCACAGUAACAUGCACUCCACAAAGCCCACACAGCACCUCGGAACAGGUAAUGUUUAUAUGGAUUCUAGGCAAAAUGUUCCUACUUCAAUGAUGGGACCUCCAAGUUACCCACUUAUACCAACGCCAAUGAGCACUACAGGGUCACAUAUGUCAGGACACCAUGGAGUAAUGAACCAGCAUAUGAUGCCAUCAUCAAACUUCCACAUGCGCCGUCCUCUUCCUGCAGAUGAUAUUCAAGAUGACUUUGACUGGGACUCUAUUGUAUAGCACUAUUAAACUGGUUUACUGUCUUGUGUCCCUUGCUAUUCAUAUAAGUGGCCAUGAAUGUGAUGACAAAAGGUAGAAAUAUCCAAAUAAUGAAAGCUAAACUGCUAUCGAUGUUCACUUUGAUGACAAUCAAAACUAUACUUUACUUAGCAGGAUAAAUGAAAUGAAUGGUUUGAGUUGACCCCGUAAAAAAAAAAAACAAACCCGUUUGUUUCGCUGGUAAGCUGCCGUCGCUCAUUAUCGUUAUGUGAUUUAGACCGCUUGUUUGGCUUUGUGUUUACUAAUGUCAGCCACAAGUGUCAUAUUGAAAUCUGGAUCGAUUCUCACUCCUUUAGGAAUAUCAGCAUUUCACACCUUUCGUAGUACCAAACCAUGGAAACAACUGCUGCACAUCAGGCUUUAGAAUGGAUCUCUUCAUUGUAUUAUUUAUAUACCCUUCUCUGUUGCUUUUUAGUUGUACAUUUGUGAGGGAAUCUUUCGUUAAGCUUUCACUGCCAUUUUGAAGGACAGCUAGUGAACGAGCUAGGGUAUGUUGUGCCUUCAGCGGCAACUGCACAAUGCAGACUGAUGUGUCAAGGUUGCCAUUUGCCCACAUGUCCCUUUUUAUGUACUUGAGACUUUCAUUUAAGUGAUGGCUUAUAUAUAAGCUCAUCAAGCGCUGACUGCUGCUUUCUUGCAGCAAAAUAUGCUUUUUGUAAUGUAAAAGGAAAAAUAUACAUACUCUUUGUAUAUCCUCCAUUAAGGCUCUAAGACUUUGAAUCAGACAAUGGCAUAUUAAUGGAACUGAACAUACUUCGCUGCUUAUUUGCUUUCUUGUUGGUACAGCUCAAAAUGCACGAUAUCCUCAAAAGUAUCCGGAGCAUCUCAUUCAAGGAGCAAGGGUAAUAAUAUAGUGUUGGUCUUCCCAACAGCCUGUGCUCUUUUGGAAAGAUCUCUUAUUAGAUGUUGGGGGAUUUGCUUCCUUUUGGCCACAAUAGUUUUAGUGGAUUUGCGCACUGAUGUUGCUAUCAGGUCUGGCUUACAUUCCCUGGACUGAUGAAUGACGCUCCUGCCUGUUUACAUAAGGCUCACUAAAUUUAGCGGCAAAGGAAUUGGAGAACAGUCCUUGUCCAUAGACGACCAGUUGGGUUCAACUUAUAUAUUCAAAACAGUUUUGUAUGGACUGUGCUAUAUGCAUGGGGGCAUAUAGGAUUGGAAGUUUGUCUUGAGUGGAGCCAGAGAUUCAGUGGACCAUUCUUCCACCAAACCUAGUUGACGUUAUGCAUUCAUCACUUUGGGUAAUGCUUUUCCCCUGCCUCAGUGUCAAGUAGUUGCAUCCUUUUUACCAAUAUCUGUUGAUGUUAGGCUUGGGUGCAUCUGCUUGCUCCUAGGAAAAAUCCCAUGCUCCUGAAAACUAUGUUGUUUCCAAAGAAGUGGUCCAACCGAAGAAAUGCCAGGGGAUGUCCAGAUGCUUUGAGCUAUACAGUGUAUUUCUGAGCACUUGCUGGUGUACUUUUGCAGCUAACUAUAGACAUCUUCCUAUACCAACGCACAAGGAAUAAUUCUAAAUAUGCAGAAAAGACAUAUCAGUGCCUUUAAUAUACCCUCCUUCCUUACUGCCUAUUUAGGAGCCACUAAAUGGAAGAUAAAUCCCACUAGAGUAUGUUUCCUUUAAUUUAUCCACAACUUUUGUUCAGAAGAACAGUACCAAUGCCCUAGUGCUCCAGCUGCAUUUUCUCCAUGUAUUUUAUUCUUUCUAAGGCAUCUCAUAGGAAAUAUGUUGUGUAAUGUAUUUAUUAGACCUAUGGUACAUGGGCUUUUAUUCAGCUGCCAGAGAAGCCACCGAAUAUGGCUGUGCAACAUAUUAUUUACUUGAAUGGAAUCAUCGACAGGUGGCUUAUUCACAUUUGGGCCCGUCACCACUAGGAACAGACCCGUUCCAUUCAAGUAAAUGACCAGCGGCAUAACCUCACUCUUGGCAGAGAAUAAACCCCUUGCACCGUGGGCCUUACAGACAGUCAUGUUACCAUACAAAGUUCGAUGGUGACUUUCUAAAAAUUGAUUUAUUUUUUUUCGUUGUCGUUUACAAAAAUAUAUACUUUUGCCCUUAGUACAGAUGAAUACAUUUGUUGCUGAAAUUCUUUUUUUUUUUUUUUUUUUUUAUAGAGAAUCAAUGGCAGUAAAUACAGUCUUGAUAUUUUAAAACAUUUUAUGAUAUAAGAACAAUGUGUCAGAUUUAAAUGUAAUAGUAAAAUUUGUUGUAUUCAUACUUGUUUAUUUUGCCUGGGGAGUAAUUUAGCCACACCAACAGGCAUUUUAAUCUGUCCUUUACCAAUGCCAUCUUUCCACAACCAAUGCUGCCAGCACACCUCACAUAUUUUAUUACUUGUAGGCUUACAUUCCAUCCACUGAACCAUUGCUCCAUGCACGAAGUGCAUUCUUACUGCAUGGAACAAUGCGCCUCUGGGCACUUUAAGCACAUUUGGAUGGGGUAAGGGGCACUUUGCACCUUGCUGGUUGUUUUGUAUCUAACUCCAGUAUUUGUAAUGGCUUUCAAGCCUACGCGCCACCUAGUUAGCAAGAGGCCCGGAAACAAGGUGCUGACUAAAGCUUUAUCUAUUUGUUCAUUCAUUCUUAUCAAAAUGUUUAGACUGACAAGAAGUGAACAGGAGAAGCUGUGAAAGUUCAUGCCCCCUAGUCUCCCAUUGGACUCCGUAUGUCUCUUUGCAUUACAUUUUAAUAUAAUGUGGCUCUCAAAUAUGGUAACCUGGCUAAUGAGCACAACACCUAGAAAAAGUUGGUAAGUACUAGCCUUAGAUUCCCCCUGAACGCAAACUCCAUUUUCUCCCACCAUGUAGCCUCUGGGAGUGCAUAGAGGAUAUGAACAAGGGUGUAUUUAUGGUUAAUUGACCUUAAUCUUCACCAUUUAUAAACCGUAUAUAGUAGGGAUGCACCGAAUCCACUAUUUUGGAUUCGGCCGAACCCUCGAAUCCUUUGCGAAAGAUUCAGCCGAAUCUGAACCCUAUUGCAUAAUGCAAAUUCGGAUUCGGUUCGGCCGGGCAGAAUCCAAAUCCUGUUGAUAAAGACCGAAUCCUGAAUUCGGUGCAUCCCUAGUAUAUAGCUCAAUACUUUCUGCAUUGGCCCAGUAAAAGCUUGUCCGG
This is a messenger RNA of Xenopus laevis (African clawed frog), 5308 nucleotides long. It is a transcript of the gene foxj3.S, whose product is annotated as forkhead box J3 S homeolog. The transcript has 13 exons. The record is from RefSeq and is a predicted model, not a curated record. The coding region runs from base 357 to 2168 and encodes 603 amino acids. Gene Ontology annotation, molecular function: DNA binding; sequence-specific DNA binding; RNA polymerase II cis-regulatory region sequence-specific DNA binding. Gene Ontology annotation, cellular component: nucleus. Lineage: Eukaryota; Metazoa; Chordata; Amphibia; Anura; Pipidae. Gene Ontology annotation, biological process: regulation of transcription by RNA polymerase II; regulation of DNA-templated transcription.